This is a messenger RNA of Mitosporidium daphniae, 465 nucleotides long. RefSeq lists its product as uncharacterized. The transcript has a single exon. The coding region runs from base 1 to 465 and encodes 154 amino acids. The record is from RefSeq and is a predicted model, not a curated record. NCBI's taxonomy places the organism in Eukaryota, Fungi, Microsporidia.
AUGCCUCCAUCGAAGGGCUCCUCAAAUAAAAAACGGAAUAAGGCAGCAGAUUCUGAUCUUGCAGCCUUGACACCCUUAAAACCGACAUCCGGAAAGAGGAUCCUUAAACAAAAGGAAAGGAAUAUUCAUGACGCUCCGCCCACGAUUUUCAGCCCCGUACUGGGUUCUCCCAAGGCCAAAAGGACUCGAAUAGACAUCAACGCACUGAAAUCUGCAACCAUAGGGUCUCCAAAUUCUCCUUCCGUUGCAUUGAACGCCAAGUACCUGUUGUCUCCCGGCACAAACAAUGCCAAGGAUGCUCUAUUGGAUGGAGUUUUUGGCUCUCCAUCAAGCAUACUGUGUGCAACUUCAAAGUUAACCAAGGAGCAAAAACAGGCUUCUUUUGAACAGUGGCUAAAGGCCGCAACUGCAAAUGUACUUUUUCACUUGAAACUUUAUGACAUAGAAAAUCAAUUCCAAAAAUAG